AUGACUCUGAAUUUUCUCAAACAGCUGCAAAUGAAAAAAAAAAAUGAGCACGAUACAACAAUAACACCAGAAAAUGCCAUCAGGGACCCUCUUAGAACAAAUCGAAAAAAUAGAAACUUUAUCAAUAGAAAGCAUUCACAGGGAUCCAUAAUUUCUGAAGAGUUUGAACCACCUCUCAAGAAAAAGCCAAAAGUAUCAUCAAAUACAAAUUUACAAGCAGCUGUUUCCUUAGUUUCACAAGAAGGGACGGAAAAAAUAUCCCUCGAAAAACCCAGUAGAGAGGAAUUUGAAUCUCCUUCUUCUGAACAAACUAGGACAUGCAAGUCUGGAAUGGGCCUCCGUUCCUCAGAACUAAUUCUGAAAAAGCCUGAAUUGGUGAAAAACAUUCCAAACGACAAAAAACCCAAUUUUUCUUUUGUAGAUCAUACAGCACAAAAGAAUGUCAAAACUAUUACAAAAAGCCCAACAAAGGAGAAUACUGGCAUGGAAUUAGAGGCAUGGGAAUUGUUUGACAGUAUUUUGGAAGUAAACUCUGUGAAAACCCAAACAUUGAAACUCACUGAUAAAAUCACAUCUUCUCCCGAAUUUUAUGACGAGGGCUCUUUUAUUGAUGAAUCCCAGUUGGAUCAAAGUGAUGAAGAAGAAUUGCAGUUCCAUCAGGAAUUAUCACAAAACUUGCUUACUCAUUUUCUGACUGGCGAUGAACACAACGACCACAAUGAAUUUGAAGAACAGAAAACAGAAAAUCUAUAUCUGCAAGAGUCCAAUAAAAAGACUACAAGAAGAUAUAAUAACAAAACUUAUGGUGGAGAAAGAACUUAUUUAGAAGAGCCUAACUCAGAAUUGGAAGACAAUGACGAACCUUAUACCAGCUCUAAUGAAGAUGCUAUCAGCAAUGCGAUUACUUCAGUAGAUACUACUAAAACUCAAAAAGAAUCACGAUUAAAAAAUACACAGAACAUGAAAGAGCUGCGAACCUUCUCAAGGUUAUCGGAUGAUCUCAAUUUCAUGCUAGCAGAUUUAUCCAGUAAAGAUAUAAACUUAAAGAGGUCUGCCAUUUUAGAGAUGUGUCUUCGAAUUGCUGAGGAAAAACAAGAUGAUAAAGAUUCAUUCAUCAAGUUUCUUAGGGUCGCUGGUUUACCAGCUUCAUUUUACUAUUCGGUUGCUCUAACAAAUGAUCCAGUGCUUUUUUUCUGCUUUGGUUUCAUCAUCAAUGAGAUGAUAGCUACUAAGGAUUCAAAUGAUUGUAAUUGUGAAUUCCUAUUGCUUGAUCAGAAAAUUUUCUUCUUAUUCAAAUAUGUUAUCAUCCAAAUGUUGGAUAAUUCUGAAUCAAGCAUAUUAUCGGAGCUGGUGAAAAUAAGGCCGAAACUUUCCAAGAUUUCCAAGAUUUCGUUGACGGAAGUUGUUAGGAAAAUACUAAUCAAGAAAUUUUUCGCCUCAGACUUGAAUUUUUUACAAACCGGGAAAUUGAAGCAUCACAGAGGAAAUAUCGAAGAUACAGCAAAUACCUCUAAGUUAAACUCCUUCUUUUUUGCGAUGAACAUAUUGAAUGUAAUUAAUCAGGCGAUUGAUCUGGGAGUGCUUUCUGAUACCUUGGAAAUUGCAAAUUCAUUGAAUUUUGAUUCAGGUAUUAUAUCCAAGGUUUUCCAUUCUAUUACAGAUACCUCAGAGCUUGAUUUAUUGAAGACAUUUAAAGAAGGACUUUCUGAUAGAGAGGCAUCAGCGAAUAUUCUAAUGGAUUGUCUUGACAAUCUUUCCCCCUUUGGUGUUAUCAACUAUUUAUUAUGUUUGAAUCAGUGCGUAUAUUCAUUCAAUUUUAAUGUGCGGUUCAAGAAAAUAGAUAAUUUUGGCCAGAAUAUUGAAAAUAUAGAAAUACUGUCAACCAAUUCUGGAAGUUCGGAGGUGAUUCUUGAUAGUUUGUUUAAUAAUAAAUCUAAAUUGAACAGUAUUUUCGAUUCAUUCCUCACAAUUAUCAACUUAACUGACAAGGUGAUGGAGCUACAGUUAAUUACACUUUCAAAUGAAAGAAAAGAGAAGAAGGACUCACUGAAUAAACUUGGAAUAGAGAUUGUUGAGACUAUUAUAAUUUUAUUAAACUGUUAUCUAAAUAUUCUAAAGAUUUUGAUUACUUUAACUUCAAACAUUGAGAAAUUGUUCGAACAUGACAAACGAGGGUUCACUAAAGACGAUGAAAUCUAUAGGAGGUUGUUUGAUCCAAAUUUGGCAGCGUUGGUGCUUUCUAUAAUUGGAAAAAUUAGGGCAACUGACAAUUUCUUUUCAUCUGAUGAUGGUACACUGAAUGAUCAACUAGAUUCGUUAUUUAGCAGUUUGAGCUUGUUUAGUUUCGGUUAUUUAAUGAAUGUAUCCGAUGACGUUAUGUGCUUUAAAAAGCUUAGUGAACGAAAGAAUAUAUCUCAGCUCACACAUUUAUUUCAAAAUUGUGAGCUCAGAAAAAAUCAAUUGCCUUUAUCCAAAGAGUUAAUUGUCCCAAAUCAAAGUUUUCAUGCCACUGGUUACCUCUGCUUAAUAAUUGGAUUAUUAGUGACCAGUAAACAAGAUUACGAUCAUUCUGUGUUGGAUUUGAAUGAUUACAGAGAUUUACUGAUUUGCUUGGACAAUUUUAUGUUGCUUAUUCCAUCAGAACGUGGAGAAUCUGAUAACUUUGCCCAUAUUAGAAGUCAAAUUAAGUUGGUGGCUGACAAAAUUAACCAACAGCUCAAAUAG
This is a messenger RNA of Saccharomycopsis crataegensis, 2724 nucleotides long. RefSeq lists its product as uncharacterized. The record is from RefSeq and is a predicted model, not a curated record. NCBI's taxonomy places the organism in Eukaryota, Fungi, Ascomycota, Saccharomycetes, Ascoideales, Saccharomycopsidaceae. The transcript has a single exon. The coding region runs from base 1 to 2724 and encodes 907 amino acids.